UCCGUUAAAUACCCCGAAGGUGAAAACCCACGUGGGUGUUUGACUGCUGCAAUAAGUGGCUAUUUCUAGAUCAUGAGAUACAUGUACCUGUAAUUAGGGGGUUUUCCCUGAUUUUGAGCUCAGGGGCUUCAUAGUAGACGCCAUAGUUUUUGGAUUAGAGACAAGUCCUAAAUAGUUUCAGAGCUUGUGAUAACAUCACUAUUCAUCCUGCGCAAUGGACGAGGACAGGACAGACUUCGACAUGGAUGAUUUGGAGUCGGGAUAUUCAUGUACCUGUAAAUUGUGUUGGUAUACUUGUUCAUGUGUUUGUAAACGAAGAGCUAAAGGCAGUUGCAAGGAAAAGAAACCAAAAGUGUCCAAGAAAAAGGAGUCAAAGUCCAGCAUUUUCAGACGAAGCGGAACUGCUCAUCCUCAAGGACAAACAGCCAAGGUCACAGCCUUGCAACGGGCCAAGCGUGAAUAUGAAAAACUUGGACAAGACAAUGAAAAAUACCUGUUGAAAGACGGCGAACAUUGUGAAAAGUACGACAGUGAAGGGGAAGAUGAAAAUCUAGUCAAAAGAGCACCGAGUCAGAAUGGAUCAAUUGAACUCGGGCCGGUACCGGUGCCAGAAACUCAAGCUGUUCAUUCAAUGAAAUGUGAGGAGUCUCUGCCAGAAACUCAGCAUGAAUUUCCAGCAGAAUGUGGACCUCUGAAGGAAUCUCAUCCGUCGGUUGAGGCGGAUACGGAAUCAGUUGAUCCACUUGUUUACAACUACAACAUGAGCCAUAAACAUCGUGGCCGCACCUUGAUCUUGUUACAGAGUGAGAUUUAUCCGUACAUUGAUCCGAAAUACAAAGGCGUCUGCACAGAUCAUCUGGUUGAGGCAGACGUGCUGAAGACUUUGUUUACAUCGUUGGGAUUCGUUGUUGAGGUGAAGGAUUGUGGUGCAUGCAAGUCUGGUGACAUCCAGAAAGUUCUCAGCAAAGUGGCAAAGGACGACCAUUCGGAUGCCGAUUGCUUUGUGAGUGUUAUUCUCGGUCAUGGCGGGAACCAGGAGCUGUACUGCACUAAUACAACACUUGAGGUGGAGGAACUGACCACAUUCUUCAAGGGUGACAGGUGCCCGAGUCUGGCCGGCAAGCCCAAACUUUUCUUUGUUCAGUUCUGCCAAGGCCAGGAGAUUGCACUGAGUCAGGUCGUCACUGAUGGUGUCGUUUGUGAUAGUUCAAGUGAUGGCCCAACACGCAUCCCAUCGGAAGCCGACUUCAUGGUCAGCCUUGCUACAGUCCCUGGGGAGCUUUCACCAGGCAACUCUAAGGUUAUCUCGCCCUAUGUACUAGCCCUGUCCGAGACACUGACCAACAACUAUGCAGACGCGGACCUUCUUCGAAUGAUGACCUACGUCAAUUAUGCAAUAAUGAAGGAGAACGAAUGCAUGGAUUCCAAGAAUGAACAGAUGGAGUUGGAAAUUCCUCAGAUCAUGACCACGCUGACAAAAGACUUGUACUUUCCACCACAGCCUCUGACUGUCCCCGGCCCUGCUCCUGCCUCUGUGGCAGUCUGUGUUGAGUGUGACAUGGAUAGGUUAGAAACUGAGCUGUAGAAGAGUACCAUGAAAACACUAUUCAAGGGCACCCUUUAGACUCAUGACAAUACGUGUAUGUCCUUCAUUUCGGAGGUGAUCUGAAAGUGUGCGCAUAUUGACAAUGGAGGGUAUGAACUUGGAAACCUUUGUAGAGAAGUGGUCCUUCUGACCAUGAUGCUGUCGUGAACAAAGAAUUGUUUCUUUGAAUCGCUUUAUGUAGUUAAUCUAUGAUAUGUAGUGGAGUGAAUCUCAAAUGUCCCCUCUGUUUAUCUUAUUUAUAUCUAGUUUAUAAAGCUUCUGUUUAAUCUUCACAUAUCUACACCAUUUAUCCUUACAAUACUCCCCAAAGUGAUGUCAACCUAAGUUCUGUUCAAAGGCUAGUGUGAUAAACUCUGUAUUUUUAUGCAUGAAACAAAAAACAUUCAGCUUAUGUAAUUUUUUGAGUCAUUAUUUUAAAAAGUGUUCUAAAUAAACUAAAUUGUUUUAUUGUGUUGUUUGCUGUUAUUAUUGUGUCUGCAAUGAUGUCUAAUCAGUCCCACUGAUUGUCUCCCAUCUGUUGCAGGUGUCGAAAUCUGUGCUUCUCUGACAUACUUCUUCAAUCAAAUCCAGUUUGCUCACUUUUCAGUUGAAGAAAUGCAAAGAUGACCGGUAUUUGUUGAUUGGGGAGUAUGAUUUUGUUCUCGUCUUCUUCGGUUU
Lineus longissimus is the source of this 2263-nucleotide messenger RNA. Its product is annotated as caspase-1-like. Gene Ontology annotation, biological process: proteolysis. The record is from RefSeq and is a predicted model, not a curated record. The transcript is spliced from 6 exons. The coding region runs from base 215 to 1585 and encodes 456 amino acids. Gene Ontology annotation, molecular function: cysteine-type endopeptidase activity. Lineage: Eukaryota; Metazoa; Nemertea; Pilidiophora; Heteronemertea; Lineidae.